AAUUAAGAGAAUACUUAUCAAUCUGUAGCCUGUGAUUGAGCAGUUGCCAAGCAAAUGAUAUUCCAAAAGGCUACAAAGUCACAUCAGACGUUGUAAAGUGGCCCAGCACUGUUGAACAAGAUCAAGAAUCUUGUUCAUUACAAUACAAAAAAUUGAGGGAAAUCAGGCGUCUGUGCUCAGAUCUAGAAAACCAAGUAGACGAUGCCUGAUACCAACGCCGCACCGCACACCCACCAUUUCUCCCGCAUUCAUAAUUCGUCUUUCUGUAAUCAGAUUUCUCCGGCAUCAUUGUGAUGGGAGACACGGUAGGUGCGCCUGCUCUCCCAUUCUGCCCCUCCCAGACUCACUUCCACUCUAGGCAUUCUCCUGUUCAAAAUUCUUUAUAAAUCCCCAGAGAUCAGGACAGCAACAAACAAAUCUCUCUCUCUCUCUCUCUCUCUCUCUCUCUCUCUCCACACAAGUGAUGCAAUUUGAUGUGGGUGUCUGACAAUUUGCCUCGUUUAAGAUUUUGGAUUCUGGGUGUGUUCCAAGUUUGCUGGGAACAGGAAAGGAUUUGGGUGUCCUAAAAAUUAGCUAUUACGGGGUUCCGAGGGGAUUAGGGUUCGAAAGAAAUCUAAGGGAUCAAAUUCUCAUCUGGGUGUUGAGUUUUCUGCAUUUUGAACUCAGGAACUGUUUUCGUGAAUCAAUUCUAAUUUGGGCGUGCUUCAAUUAUUAUUUUAAGACUAUGAGUCAUAAGAGAAUGGUAGGAGGAAAUGGUAUGUUUUACCCAAUUCUUGGAUUUGCAUCAUGUUUUGCUUUCAUUUACAUGUCUUUUGGGGAUUUGAGGAUCAGUUUUUCCCGAGAACCAAACUUGGCUUUUGUGGAGAGGAACGGUACUCAGUUCAUGUUGGAUGGUAAAGCAUUCUACAUUAAUGGGUGGAACUCUUACUGGUUGAUGGACCAUGCGGUGAAUGAGUACAGUAGACCCAGGGUCAGGGCUAUGCUGCGAGCUGGUGCAAAGAUGGGUCUUACUGUAUGCCGAAGCUGGGCCUUCAAUGAUGGGGCUUACAAUGCCCUCCAGAUUUCCCCUGGUCAAUUCGAUGAGCGAGUCUUCGAGGCUCUGGAUCAUGUCAUUGCAGAAGCAAGAAAGCAUGGAAUCAGGCUGCUGCUUAGCUUAGUCAAUAACUUGCAGGCAUAUGGUGGAAAGACUCAGUAUGUAAAGUGGGCAUGGCAAGAAGGUAUUGGUUUAAGCUCGUCCAAUGAUUCAUUUUUCUUUGAUCCAACCAUCCGUCAGUAUUUCAAGAAUUACAUCAAGACUGUGCUAACAAGGAAGAAUACUAUUACUGGAAUUGAAUAUAGGGAUGAUCCCACCAUCUUUGCAUGGGAGUUGAUAAAUGAACCUCGUUGUAUGUCUGACCCUUCAGGAGACACUCUCCAAGAUUGGCUAGAAGAAAUGUCAGCUUUUGUAAAAUCAAUUGACAAGAACCAUCUGCUGACUAUUGGCCUUGAAGGAUUCUAUGGUCCUAAAAAUCCCAAAAGGUUAACAGUCAAUCCAGGGGAGUGGGCAGCGGACCUUGGAUCAGAUUUUAUUCGAAACUCCAAGAUGUCAACUGUUGAUUUUGCCUCUGUUCAUAUCUACCCAGACCAUUGGUUCCAUGAGCAGGAAUUUGAAGACAAACUAAAGUAUGUGUCCAAAUGGAUGAAAUCUCACAUUGAAGAUGGUGAUAAAGAACUGAAGAAGCCCGUCAUGUUCACUGAGUUUGGGUUAUCAAACCAGAACAAAGACUUUCAACCACCCCAAAGAGACAGGUUUUACCAGACUGUCCAUAAAAUUAUCUACAAAUCUGCAAGGAAAAAGGGAUCUGGAGCAGGCUCCUUCAUCUGGCAGUUCUUGGUUGGAGGAAUGGAAGAGUAUAAUGAUGACUUUGGGAUUGUCCCUUGGGAAAGGCCAACGACGUAUCGGAUAAUAACAGAGCAUUCAUGCAGGCUGGCUGGAGUAGGAGGAGCCAUUCAACAAAAAGGCACUUUGAAAGAACUCUGUUUAGGGAGACGGUGAAAGUUUAAUUCUCUUCUCGGUCCAUUGUUUAGAUGGGGAAAUAUGAGUUGCCAUAUGUUGGAAGUGGUUUGAAGGAACAGCAAUGCUGUCAUUGGUUUUAACCAGGUUUCUCUUCUCAGUCAUCUAAAUUAGGAAAUGAGUAUAUAUCGACGAGUUAUAUUAGUUAGCUGAUUGCAACAUUUACAGUGAUUGUUACUGGAAUAUGGUGUUUUUGAAGCUUGCCGAAUGGGAAACAGCAAAGCCCCAUAUCUCAAGAUUUUAAAAAUACAUGUCAAAGCCAAGAACUUGAAAAGUGAUUCCAUUGUCAUUGGCAUGAAGCAGUUUUUAUUCUUUCAAUUUGGUUGUAAUAUAACUACCAUAAUAAUACAGAAUAUACUGUUGAGUUCAUCAA
Messenger RNA from Malania oleifera, 2426 nucleotides. Its product is annotated as mannan endo-1,4-beta-mannosidase 2. Gene Ontology annotation, molecular function: hydrolase activity, hydrolyzing O-glycosyl compounds. The record is from RefSeq and is a predicted model, not a curated record. The coding region runs from base 725 to 2035 and encodes 436 amino acids. The transcript has 5 exons. NCBI's taxonomy places the organism in Eukaryota, Viridiplantae, Streptophyta, Magnoliopsida, Santalales, Ximeniaceae.